AUGACCACCGUGCAUCCCGAGUCCCUCGAGGACUUCGAGUUUAUCCAAACUCCUCCCGCCUCCUGUACCACUCCCGCAGAUGCCUGUGGUGUGCGAACAACCUCGUACCCUGCCAUCAAAAAUGCCCCCGUUCCUGCAGAUGCUGCCGGUAGCGACAGCUUCUCCAACAUCCUCCUCUUUUCCCUGCUGCUCCUGGUCCCAUGGUACCUCGCUCGCCAGGUUGGUGGCGGCUUCUACACUACCAUCUUCUUCGCUAUCUUCACUACAAUCCCCAUUUUGAUGGCCUUCUGGUCUGUGGCUUCUAGCAUCUCCCCCCGCAAGAACGAAAAGGCCAAGUAUGCUGGCCGUCCCGUUGAGUACUACCUCAACUUCCACAGCGAACAUGAUCGCGCUACCUACCGCGGAAAGAGCAAGAUCCCCAUGGAAGUCUUCUACGAGAAGUACUUCAAUGGCGAAGUUGACUUUAAGAUGGAUGCUCUGGAGGCUCUCGAGUUCCGCCACGAUUGGGCCAACUUCCGCUUCACAAUGGGCCUCUACAAGCAUUUCCUGCUUGGUUUCCUCCCCGAACUACUUGUCCACUCUCGUUCUCAGGAUGAGGAACAGGUCCGUGACCACUACGACCGCGGUGAUGAUUUCUACGCUUGGUUCUUGGGCCCCCGUAUGAUCUACACUUCUGGUAUUAUUAGCGACGUGAAUAAGGAGGAGACCCUUGAGGAGCUCCAGGAUAACAAGCUGGCUGUGGUUUGUGAGAAGAUUGGUGUUAAGCCUGGUGACACCAUCCUCGAUCUCGGCUGUGGUUGGGGUACUCUGGCUAAGUACGCCUCGGUUCACUAUGACGCUCAUGUUACCGGUAUUACUCUUGGCCGCAAUCAAACUGCUUGGGGUAACAAGGGUCUGCGCAACGCCGGUAUUGAGGAGUCCCAGAGUCGCAUUGUGUGCACGGAUUACCGCGAUGCUCCCCGUAUCGAGGGUGGCUACAAGAAGAUUACUUGUCUUGAAAUGGCUGAGCACGUCGGUGUUCGCCACUUUUCUUCUUUCCUGUCUCAGGUUUACGAUAUGUUGGACGAUGACGGUGUCUUCUUCCUGCAGAUCGCUGGUCUUCGCAAGUCCUGGCAGUACGAGGAUCUCAUUUGGGGUCUGUUCAUGAACAAAUACAUCUUCCCUGGAGCUGACGCUAGUACCCCCCUUGGAUUCGUCGUUGACAGACUUGAGGGUGCUGGAUUUGAAAUUAAGGGAGUUGACACCAUUGGCGUCCACUACUCUGCCACUCUGUGGCGCUGGUACCGCAACUGGAUGGCCAACCAUGAGAAGGUCGAGGCUAAGUACGGAAAGAGAUGGUUCAGAAUCUGGGAAUACUUCCUUGCUUACUCCACCAUCACUUCUCGCCAGGGUGGUGCUACCUGCUGGCAGAUUACGCUGGUUAAGAACAUCAACUCCACCCACCGUGUUGAGGGCAUCAACUCCCAGUUCGGCCUUGAAGGUGCCCGUGAGGCUGCUGCCGCUAACGUUGGUCAUGGCGUUGUUCCUAGCGCCCACGUCCCUACCAAGGCAUAA
Messenger RNA from Aspergillus ochraceoroseus IBT 24754, 1554 nucleotides. Its product is annotated as putative cyclopropane-fatty-acyl-phospholipid synthase. The record is from RefSeq and is a predicted model, not a curated record. The coding region runs from base 1 to 1554 and encodes 517 amino acids. Gene Ontology annotation, biological process: cellular response to biotic stimulus. The transcript has 4 exons. Lineage: Eukaryota; Fungi; Ascomycota; Eurotiomycetes; Eurotiales; Aspergillaceae.